UUAGUAAUCAAACUGACAAAAACAUGACAGCGACGGUGUAAAAGGAACUGCGCAUGCGCAUUGCAAUCACAAAGUGUCUGGCUGUUGGCGGGAAUAACAAAAACAACAUUUCUGACAGAAGAGCUGCUUUUGAUUGAAUUUAAGAAAAUGUCCAAGAAAAAAGGCUUAAGUCUGGAGGAGAAACGAAGCCGGAUGAUGGAGAUAUUCUUUGAAACGAAAGACGUGUUUCAGCUGAAGGACAUUGAAAAAAUUGCCCCAAAAACCAAAGGAAUCACCCCCAUGUCGGUGAAAGAAGUGCUGCAGAGCCUGGUGGACGACAACAUGGUGGACUCGGAGAGAGUCGGAACCUCCAACUAUUUCUGGGCUUUUCCCAGUAAAGCUCUUCACGCCCGCAAACGCAAACUGGAGGAUCUGGAGAAACUGCAUGAGGACGGAAAGCAGCGGCGAGCAGCUCUUCAGCAGGCCGUCAAAAAAGCCAAAGAGGGACGACAAGAUACUGAGGAGAGAGCGUCUCUUCAUAAAGAGCUCGUGUCUCUGAGAGAGCAGAGAGAAACCCUGCAUGCCGAGCUGCAGAAAUAUAAAGAGUGUGAUCCAGAAGUUGUGGAGGAAAUGCAUUCCUGUUCUUGGCUGCAGGAGUGGAACCCAGUGUGAUCAUCUGCUGUUACAUGCUGAGAUGCUUUUCUGCUCACCACAGUUACGAGUUGCUAUAUCCUUCCUGGCAAAAAAGCUCGAACUAAUCUGGCCAUUUUCCUCUGAUUUUUCCUCUGCCUUCUCUUAUCAACAAGACGUUUCCCCCUACAGAACUGUCGCUCACUUGAUGGUUUUUGUUUUUUGCACCAUUCUGUGUAAACUCUAGAGCAGGGCUUUUCAAAGUGUGGGGCGCGCCUCCCCUAGGGGGCGCCAGAGUUCUUCAGGAGGUUCGCAAUGUGAGGAAAAAUAAACCAGAAUAAGUUACUAUUGCGGACAUUUAGCAAACUUCAGCUAGCCUUUGCCAGAGACAAAAUGGAUUGAUUUUUAGUACCUAAAGCUACAGUGAGUGAGGAGACAGAGUCUGGGCCAAUCAAAAAAAGAAGGAAGUAUGAGCACGAUUAUUUAAAGUUUGGAUUUUCUUGGACUGGAUCUGAAGAUGCUCCACUGCCACAGUGUGUUGUCUGCCAAGAGGUGCUAGCUAACGAUGCUAUGAGAUGUUUAAAAUGUGUAAAACAAGAUGUUUUUUUUUUAAAAAGAUGUUUUAAAAAGCACAGAUGUUUAAAAUGUGUAAAAAAAAAAAGAUGUUUUCAAAAAGCACAGAUGUUUAAAAUGUGUAAAAGAAAAAAAUAAAAAUGUGUACAACAAUUUUUUUAAAAUACGAAUGGAACAUUAAGUAUAGCAACAACAAAAAUUGUGUGUGUGUGUGGGGGGGCGCUGUUGUUUAUUUGCUCUCUGAGGGGGGGCUGACUCUCCCACACUUUGAAAACCCCUGCUCUAGAGACUAUUGUGUGUGUGUGUGAUUUGUAUGCAUUGUGCUGCUGUCAAGGGAUUGCCUGAUUAGACAAGAGUCAUCAGGAGAUGACGUAUCCCCCCGGCACGGUGGUGUAGUGGUUAGCACUGUUGCCUCACAGCAAGAAGGUCCGGGUUCGAGCCCCGUGGCCGGCGAGGGCCUUUCUAUGUGGAGUUUGCAUGUUCUCCCCGUGUCCACGUGGGUUUCCUCCGGGUGCUCCGGUUUCCCCCACAGUCCAAAGACAUGCAGGUUAGGUUAACUGGUGACUCUAAAUUGACCGUAGGUGUGAAUGUGAGUGUGAAUGGUUGUCUGUGUCUAUGGCCAAGUUUACAUUAGACCGUAUCAGCGGAUCAUCAGAUUAAGGUUUUUAAACGAUUAGUGUGCACACAGCAACACCAAUACACGGAUACGCUCGGCUCUGCAGGCAUCCUGCGCUCCAAAUCACUCCGCCCUGAACAGCGAGUGCCCUCUGGAGGGUGCGCACUCCGGCCCUGCGCAGCUCACAGAGCGCGCGAGUGAAGUGCACAAGCCACGAUUCAGGACUGAGCCGCUGUGUGUGUGAUCCCAGCGCAUAUCACUUACCACUUGCAAGUGGAAGGAUGGCAAGCCUAAAGACAAUCAUAACUACACAAUGGGCAGUAUUUGCAUCAGUAUUUGCAGUAUUUUCAUACUUUUAUACUCUUUAAUGAAAGGUGAUACAAGGCGGAAGUUCGCGCCGUUUUUCAGCAGUCGCGUCACAUGACCAACGCCAGCGAAUCAGGAAGGUGGAUGUCACAGUGACGUUGUCCAAUGACGACGCCAGCUAGAGCUCAGCACAGCGUAUCCGUGUACUCUGAAUGUUUACACAGCACCGGACCAGACACGAUCUGGAUUGAAUACGUGGACCCUGGCGGAUUCCCGUUUUCCGGCGUUUCCAGGCGGUUUAAUGUAAACGGACAGUGCAUCCGCGAAGAAAACGAGACAGAUACGGUCUAAUGUAAACUUGGCCUAUGUGUCAGCCCUGUGAUGACCUGGCGACUUGUCCAGGGUGUGCCCCGCCUUUCGCCCGUAGUCAGGUGGGAUAGGCUCCAGCUUGCCUGCGACCCUGUAGAACAGGAUAAAGCGGCUACAGAUAAUGGUUGGAUGGAUGAGUUGGUUGCCAUGGAAAUACAGGAAAAAAUAAAAAUCACAAAAUGUCAGAAGGCACAACUCCUCGAGUCACUUAACAUAACUGUCAGGUUUCAUGAAAAAAUUCCUACUAGUUUUUUAGUUAUGCUCCGGAAACUAAAAUGUUUACAGAUGGACAGAGUGAUAGCUAUAUCCCCCAGCAUUAUAUGCUGGGUGUCAGGUACACGAGGGAGGCGGAUGUACGUGCAGAAGUGUUCAGUUUAAUAAAAUGUAUCUAUAAACACAAAUGCACACAAAGGCAAACAGUCCAAAUCGGCAGGUUAUAUCAGAGACGUGAAAACAGGCAAAGGGUCGGUUGAGGCGCAAACAGAACGUAGAAGGCUAAGCGAGAACAAUAACAAGAAACAGGCCAAAGAAUCAAGAAACCAGGAAAACAAGAACACGGGUAGAAAGGCUCGGUAAUGCGUACUUAACGUAGCGUAAUACUUCGCGAUGCACUAGCAUCAGCACAGUCCUUAAAUAGGUAAACACGUAGUUCUCUAAUUGAGUUCAGGGGUGCCUUUGUUCACGGCGCGCAUGCUGGCGUCCACCCGGCGCGCACGCAGCCCGAGGCGCACCUUCAGGCGCACGCGCCACAGUGCGCACUGCGCAGGCCUGACACCGG
Neoarius graeffei (lesser salmon catfish) is the source of this 3251-nucleotide messenger RNA. It is a transcript of the gene mnd1, whose product is annotated as meiotic nuclear divisions 1 homolog (S. cerevisiae). The coding region runs from base 148 to 651 and encodes 167 amino acids. Gene Ontology annotation, cellular component: nucleus. The transcript is spliced from 7 exons. NCBI's taxonomy places the organism in Eukaryota, Metazoa, Chordata, Actinopteri, Siluriformes, Ariidae. The record is from RefSeq and is a predicted model, not a curated record. Gene Ontology annotation, molecular function: double-stranded DNA binding. Gene Ontology annotation, biological process: reciprocal meiotic recombination.